CGUAUCUCCCUCCUCUUUCCCGAUUGGUUACUGCCGAGCCAUCUAAAGCCGUUAUACGUUUUUCCACCUGUCGCUCAAAACUCUGCCCCGCCCACCAGGAAAUCACAGGCAAUGAAAAUGCGGAGACCUGGAAGCUCUGUUUGUGGAUGAGUCCUGCCGAUCUCCAGUCAGUGUCACGUCCAGCCUAGAGGCCAGAACUGAGCUCCGGGAUCCGUUUGGAGCGACUCGGAUGUGAAAGCAUCUGCAGGAGGGAGGGGCGGAGCUGAGAUGUCAUUCAGAAGUGCAGAGGGCAUGUCCAUCAUGCAGGCCUUAGCCAUGACUGUGGCUGAGAUCCCUGUGUUCCUGUAUUCCACCUUUGGACAGUCUAUAUUCUCUCAGCUGAAGUUGAGUCCUAGUCUGAAGAAGGUGCUGUUCGCCACGGCACUGGGCAGCGUCGCUCUGGCACUGACCGCACAUCAGUUAAAGAGGCGGGGCAGGAAGAGGAAGCAGGUGGCCAGUAAAGAAGCGCAGAAACCUGUGGGCAUCCCAGAACAGCUGCUCCGAACCAGCCGGCCGGCUUCGCUCAAGAGAGGUCCGGUUCCAGGGCGGCAGAUGAUGAGUCCCAGCACCCGCAGUAAUGACACGCUCAGCGGCGUCUCGUCUCUCGCACAAAGCAAACACUCCAGCUCUUCACACAGCAUCGCCUCUAUGCGAGUCCCCUCCUCUCCCAACCAAUCAGUGAACACUGGGAUGCCGUGGGAGGCGGAGCCAGUGGCGGAGGAGGCAGGAGUCGGAGAGGAUGCCAAUGCUGAGAACCUGUAUCUCAUGGGUAUGGAGCUUUUUGAGGAAGCUCUUCGGAAGUGGGAACUGGCUUUAAACAUCAGACACCGAGCUCACUCCGGUGCAUCCGGCUCUAGCAGUCUCGCCCCGCAAGGAUCAGAACUCGUUGAGCGUCAUUCGCCUGAACUUCAGAAUCAUCAGUUUGCGGAGAAGCUGGAAUCUCUGCUGCACCGAGCCUACCAUCUACAGGAAGACUUCGGCAGCACCAUCCCACCUGACAGCCUGCUCGCUGAUCUGGAGAGUGAAGGAACGCUGAUUCUGCCCACAGUGGGAAGCUCCCAUCCGAUCCAAGACGACGAUGCCACGACAGUCACGUCGGACGACUCGUUUUUCUCCGCCGCUGAGUUGUUUGAGACGUUCUCACUAGAGGACACGUAUCAUCCGCUGAAGCCGGCAGCUCUGUACGAAGAAGCCCUGAGUUUAGUGAGAGAUGGAGACGUGGCCUGCAGAUCACUGAGAACUGAACUCCUGGAGUGUUACAGCGAUCAGGACUUCCUUGCCAAACUGCACUGCGUUCGACAGGCCUUCCAGGUGCUGCUGCUGGAUGAGAGACACAGAAUGUUCUUCAUGGAAACAGGGAAGCGGAUGAUAUCUGGACUCCUGGCCAAAGCCAACAAGAGUCCAAAGGCGUUUCUGGAGAGUUAUGAUGACAUGUUGCAGUACACGAAGAGAGAAGAGACGUGGCCGGUCACCAAGAUGGAGCUGGAAGGACGAGGGGUGGUCUGUAUGAACUUCUUUGACAUUGUGCUGGACUUUAUCCUGAUGGAUGCGUUUGAAGAUCUGGAAAGUCCUCCGUCUUCAGUGGUCGCGGUUCUGAGGAACCGAUGGCUCUCGGACAGUUUCAAGGAGACGGCAUUGGCUACAGCCUGUUGGUCUGUCUUAAAAGCCAAAAGGAGACUGCUAAUGGUUCCUGACGGUUUCAUUGCCCAUUUCUAUGCCAUCUCCGAACAUGUGAGUCCAGUUUUGGCUUUUGGGUUUCUGGGCCCCCGACAGCACCUCAGUGAGGUGUGCACCAUAUUCAAGCAACAGAUCGUGCAGUAUCUGAAGGACAUGUUUGACCAUGAUAAGGUGCGUUUCACGUCCGUCCCGUCUCUGGCCGAAGACAUCCUCAGUCUGUCCCACAGACGGGCGGAUAUCCUAGUGGGUUACCUGGGCAUUGACAGUGUACCCGAGACCAAUGGAGCUCUACCCAAGAGCCCUUGCCAAGACAACAGUGGGCAUCCGGACGUCAGUGGACAGCAAGACUGAGGUGCAGAAUGCCUGAUGACCUUAUCUAGUUUUGAAAGAGCCCAGACCUCAUUUAGCUAUUCGUCACCGCCGACCAAUCAGCAUGACUGUAAAGAGUUCACAGAACUGCAUUCGCUUAAAUGGCGUUACAGCUACAGUCCCACUUCAUCCGAUAUUUAGAGAGACUGACUCUUUUCUUGAUCGGCUUCUUUGCCACCCGAAAAAAUCCAGUGCUGCUAUCUAGACACCUGAAUUUUAUGAACCGGGAUUCGCCCAGAUUGACGAAUUCUUUGGAAAUGGAUUCUUUCUGAAACUUUGAGGAACUCGCCACGAUCUGAAGGAACUGAAUAAAAACCAAACUUGGUUUUAGCCAAACGUUCAGCCUCGUUUUGAGUCGCAGCUCUUCUGAAUCGAACCCACAUGCCUCUUUCGUCGAAAGACUAGCUUUUGUUUGUUUUACAGGCCGUUAGUGUGUUGUUGAGCGUUUAUUUUUGUGCCAAUGGCCAAAUAAAGUCUUGCACUGAACACAAUGAA
Molecule: messenger RNA, 2580 nt
Organism: Megalobrama amblycephala (Wuchang bream)
Lineage: Eukaryota; Metazoa; Chordata; Actinopteri; Cypriniformes; Xenocyprididae
Gene: miga2
Product: mitoguardin 2
Exons: 16
Coding region: 268-2067 (599 amino acids)
Biological process (GO): mitochondrial fusion
Source: RefSeq, a predicted model, not a curated record